This is a messenger RNA of Lolium perenne, 672 nucleotides long. The record is from RefSeq and is a predicted model, not a curated record. NCBI's taxonomy places the organism in Eukaryota, Viridiplantae, Streptophyta, Magnoliopsida, Poales, Poaceae.
AUGGCUCGGGGUCCGGACGCCAUCCCUCCCAUGCCGAAGGAGCAGGGCGCUGCCGAGGGAAGCGGUCCCUCGGUGAAGAUGAGGGAGCGUCGAACGAAGGCCGUCAGGGACUCGGCUCGUCCCAGCGAUCCCGAUGCGCCGGCAGAAGAGACACCAUCGACCGAGGCGGUGGUGCAGGGGGACGAGACGCACGAGUCGCGCCGGCCUCCGCUGUCGACUUUGUCCUUUACUGAGCUUCAUGCGGCGCUCAGUGAAGUUCAUGUGGCUGAAGUGAAGCGACAGACGGCGCUGGUGGAGGAGGCGGCUAAGAAGAACCGCCAGCUGGUCGCCAUUGGCACAGAGGCGCGUGAGAAGGCGCUCGCCGAGGCCCGCGAGGGUUAUGUGAAGGAAUCCUUCUACCGGGAAGCUGAUUUACGGGCGAAGGAUGCUGAAGCGGCGACGAAGAGUUCGAAGGUGGAAGUCGUGGACCUUUCGAAGGUCCUGGAGGACAAGAGCAAGGAGCUUGAGGACGUCAUUGCCGAGUACAAGGGCAAGCUCGAGUCUGCGACGGAGGCUAGGGACGCUGCCCGGGGAGCUACGGGAAGAGAUCGCGGCCGUGAAGCUGCAGCACGCCAAGGACCUUGCCGCGGAGAAGGAGGCGUCGGAGGGCACUGUCCUGGCGGUGCAGGCUGA